Boleophthalmus pectinirostris (great blue-spotted mudskipper) is the source of this 1301-nucleotide messenger RNA. RefSeq names its product phosphatidylinositol glycan anchor biosynthesis, class P (gene pigp). NCBI's taxonomy places the organism in Eukaryota, Metazoa, Chordata, Actinopteri, Gobiiformes, Gobiidae. Gene Ontology annotation, molecular function: phosphatidylinositol N-acetylglucosaminyltransferase activity. The transcript has 5 exons. Bases 84 to 536 code for a protein of 150 amino acids. Gene Ontology annotation, biological process: GPI anchor biosynthetic process. The record is from RefSeq and is a predicted model, not a curated record.
GAAUUCAAUAUUAGCAGCAGUCCAAAUUACAUCCUGUGUGCUUUAAUAUAACGUUACUUCUGAUACGGAACCUUUCUUGGUACAUGUUUCUCAUCGGCCGCUGUAUUGCAACGAGCUGCGUGGGUUUGAUUAAUAUGGUGGAAAACUCUCCCUCUCCUGUUCCUGAAAGGGGCAUUUAUGGCUUUGUUCUUUUCCUAGGCUCAGAGUUUGCUUUCUUUCUCUAUUGUGUGUGGGCUUUUGUGCCAGAAGAGUGGCUUCAUUUUAUUGGCCUGACUUACUGGCCCCAAAAGUACUGGGUCCUGGCUGCCCCUAUCUAUUUUCUGGUUGGGUUAGUUGUUUUUGUAGUUGUUCUUUUUGGAGUGAACAUGAACAAUACAGCUCCACUAGAUGCAGUGGACAACAUCACAGAUGUGUAUGCUCAAAGCCAGAAACCAGAAGCAUAUGAGAAGGGAGGAGUGCCAAGACUAAAGGAUGUUUCCAUAAGUGAUAUAAAUAAUAUGUUUUAUUUAUCUCCACCAUCAGCAAGCGGAAGAUGAUUUUGUUAUAUUUUCAUGCAUUCUUUUGUCUCCCUUAAUGCUCCCAUCUGUAUAUGUAUUUGUUUUUUUUAUUACCAGUAGAUGGAAGAUGUAAAACCUGAUUGGUUCCAGCUGCUUUUUCAGAAACAUUCCACAGCAUGACAUUACACUGAUGUCAGUUAACAAAAGCAGGUGGUAACACCAGUGCCCAUUUACAGGUCAGAUCUUUAGAGGUGAGCCCACUCAUAGUAAGAAUGCCUAUUUUAUGAUAUAUUACGGUAUAAUUUCGAGCAGUGAAACUUCUUUAAAAAAUCAAAUGCUGGGUACAUUUAAUGUCAUACGGUGGAACAUUACAGGUAAACAUCUCCCUGGAGACAAGCAGGUGUCUUACCUUCACCAGAAAAAUGUAUGCAGUCUACAUGUAAUUAAUAUAUCUCAUUAAAGUAAUUGUUAUUUAUACAGAAGUGUGUGUUCCUGUAUUUGGUUUACACAUUCAUUCAUACCUACAGGAACGGCUAAAAGAGGAACAGAAACUGAUGUAUUAAUAUGUGUUCUUUAACACAUGGUUAACUGCUGUAGCAUUUAUUCUGAUUUGAUUUGUCAAGGUAAUUUGACUUAACACUGUGAAUGGAUUGUUUGGAUGUUUGACCUUGGAUGAGAAAGUGGUUUUAUGUUUUCCUUAAGCAUUAAAAUACACGAAUGUAUUCCAGAGAGUAAAAUCUUCAUCUUUCUAAUAAACGCAAAUGUGUAGUGAAAAUAAAGUUGAGAAGUAAAAGAUACGAAAAA